AUGAUUCACUCUCUCUCUCUCUUUUCCCACUCACUCAAAGUUUCAUACAUUUCUAUAUUAACUCACACAUUCUUCUCUUUUUUUUCUCUCGUUUAUAAUAUUUUUUCAUACUCUGUUUUCCUGCUAUCUCCUCUCUCUUUCUUCUUUGCUACUCUCUCAAAGUUUUCUGCUUUUUAUCUUUCUCAGUUUACUCAUUUUCUCAUUGUCUUUUCUUUCUUUAUAUCUUUUUUCUCCUUUUCCACUCACUUGAAGUUUGAUAUCUCAGGAUAUAAAAUCUUACUUUUUACUCUUUUCUACACUCUUAAGCCUACUUUUUUCUUUCUCUCUCACUUCAUGUUCUCAUUGUCGUCUUCUUUCUUUCUUUCUUUCUUUCUUUCUUUCUUUCUUACCUUACUUAAUUUCUUUCUUUCUCUCUCUUCUUUCUUUCUUUCUUUCUUUCUUUCUUGCCUAUUCCUUCCUUCAUUACUCUGUCUUUAUCUCUCUCUCUAUCUAUUCAUUUCUUUCUUUAUCUCUUUCUCUUUACCAUUCUUUGAAAGCUUCUUAAACACUGUAUAUAUAUAUAUAUAUACACUCUUUUCCUGUCUUACAGCUUUCCUUCUUUUUUCUUUCUUACAUUAUUUCUAUCUCUCUCUCUAUCUCUCUAUCUCUCUGUCUCUCUCUCUCUCUAACUCAUUUCUUUCCUUCUUCUUUUUAUCUUUACUUGAAAGCUUCCCAAGUACUUUAAAUAUACACUGUAACAUAUUACUUUUCCUUUCUCUCUCUCCCUCUCUCUCUCUUUCUCUCUCUCUCUCCCUCUCUCUCUCUUUCUCUCUCUCAUAG
Acanthosepion pharaonis is the source of this 819-nucleotide messenger RNA. NCBI's taxonomy places the organism in Eukaryota, Metazoa, Mollusca, Cephalopoda, Sepiida, Sepiidae. The record is from the annotation of a GenBank genome assembly.